CACUAGAGGCAAUGGCUGGAAUUGAGUUCUUGUCUCCUGAAGGUCUACGCGUUGAUGGCCGUCGCUCACACGAAAUCAGGAAAGUGCAGUGUAAGAUGGGAGUAUCAAAACACGCCGACGGGUCUGCAUACGUCGAACAGGGAAACACCAAAGUCGUUGCCUCGGUGUACGGACCACAUGAAGUAUUGUCUCGAAGCAAGUCUUUACACGAUCGUGCACUCAUCAACUGUCAAUACAGCAUCGCAGCAUUCAGUACCGGCGAAAGAAGAUUUCGAUCAAAAAGCGAUCGUCGCUCGCUGGAAAUCGGUCGAAUGAUUAAGGAAGCGAUUGAAGCAGCCGUCUUGACAGAGCUAGCUGCCAAAUCACAGAUAGACAUCUACGUGCAGAUACUCCAAUCUGAUGGCGGAAAUAUGUGUGCAUGUAUCAAUGCCGCCACGUUAGCACUCAUAGAUGCCGGAAUACCAAUGAGAGACUUCAUGUGUGGUUGCUCGGCAGGUCUAAUAGAAGAUACACCCAUAAUCGACAUAAAUUAUCUAGAGGAAGGUGCAAGUGGUCCGAACCUAUCGAUAGCUGUUUUGCCACGUUCAGAGAAAGUUGUGCUUUACUAUAUGGAUUCUCGUAUGCACGUCGACAACUUGGAAAAGGUUCUUCGUGCAGCAACCCAAGGUUGUCACGACGUGUUCGGGAUUCUGAACAGAACAGUAAGAGAACACGUCGAUCAGCACAUCGGUGUGCUGGACUCAACAGAAAGCUAAUUCGUGAUGUUCGUUCACACAGUAAUGAAAGAAAGUCAUCGGCACAUUCAAAAUGUGCAACUUAUGUAUAGGCAUUGUAUAUAAUUAUUAAUUGAUUGCAUACUCUUGGCGCUAAGAACGAGAUUCGGAUGUUGCUUGCAUCAUGCAAUCUGAGGUACAGACUUGCAAGCUUCGGUAACACCAGUCCAACAAAUGCAUGUAUAGUGUACAUGUCUGUAGCACUAAAAUUUGAUGACAAUUUUGUUAAGUUUGUGUUUAAAUAUGAGGCUUGACGACGGCACAAAAACAAGCAAAGAAAGUUAAUGUGACAUUCAGAUGUCU
Messenger RNA from Corticium candelabrum, 1076 nucleotides. RefSeq names its product exosome complex component RRP41-like. Gene Ontology annotation, cellular component: cytoplasmic exosome (RNase complex); nucleolus; nuclear exosome (RNase complex). The coding region runs from base 12 to 755 and encodes 247 amino acids. The transcript is spliced from 7 exons. Gene Ontology annotation, biological process: rRNA catabolic process; nuclear mRNA surveillance; U4 snRNA 3'-end processing. The record is from RefSeq and is a predicted model, not a curated record. NCBI's taxonomy places the organism in Eukaryota, Metazoa, Porifera, Homoscleromorpha, Homosclerophorida, Plakinidae.